This is a messenger RNA of Phalacrocorax carbo (great cormorant), 6248 nucleotides long. The record is from RefSeq and is a predicted model, not a curated record. NCBI's taxonomy places the organism in Eukaryota, Metazoa, Chordata, Aves, Suliformes, Phalacrocoracidae.
AAAAGAGAAUGACACAUGUGCUGUUUCCUUUUCCAGUUGUAAAGGGGUCAGGAGCCAGGCAAGGAGAGCCCGAACAAGAGGAGCAUUUUCCUGGGCUCUUCCAGCUGUUCUGUUCAAUCCCGCCGUCAGUUCUGAGCAGGGAAGAGAGGCUGUCAACACAAAUAAGGCAUUUUUCAAAGGCGUAAAUUAUGAGUUACCAAAACAAUACGACAUCUCAACCACCAGAAUGUGUCAAAUUGAUGGGUUCAGGCUGAUGACCCUUCGGGAUAAGAGAUGCCAGCUCUGGCAGGGCACUACACACUUACCAGCAAAUAUUAAAAUAGAUGGAGACAUCGAAAGCCCCACAGCUGUAGCAGAUGUGGCUGUUAUUGGAGGUGUGAUUGCUGCAGUGGUAUUUGUCCUCAUUUGCCUGCUGGUGGUGAUGGUCCGGUACAUGUACAGGCAUAAGGGCACCUACCACACUAACGAGGCAAAAGGAACUGAGUUUGCCGAAAGCGCAGAUGCCGCUUUGAAAAAUGAUCCUACUCUCCAGGAAGCAGUGGAUGAGAGCAAAAAGGAAUAUUUUAUCUGAGAGGCAAGGAUUUCCAUGGAGACUUCCCCAAGGAAAUCAAUCAUAAAUGCUACAUCAACAGAAGAGCUAAGAGAUGGAUAAUAUGAGGAUAUGGGCAAGCAUCCUAAUUGAAAAGUAUCUCUUUACUUUUUUUUGUCACUGGGUUGUUUCCUUUCCUCUGCUGGUGAAGAACUAAAUGCCAGAUACUUGCCUGUUGAUUUUAUUAGCAACACAGCUGGUCACAGUUGAGAUCAAUAUCAGAUAAGAAGAAACAAAAUCUCAGUUAUGAGUGGUACACCAAAACCAGAUAAAGAUAGCAAAUGUCAAGCCUUGACAUUUGGUGAAAAUCGUAGAUGCCAAUGGAAAACAUCCUCAUAGAGUUAAUGAUGCAUCCUAUGCUGAUAUGAUACAGAACUACCUGAAAUUGAAUUUCAAAUGGUCACAGAACAAACAUUAAACUAGAUAAAGCUGAUGUAGCUGGAACAAAAAUAGCUUUGUAGCCCAGAUAUGUCCCCCCCUCCCCUUAAAUGUGCAAUUUAGCUGGCACAGGGGAGUUUGUUUUCUUUGGGGAUUUAGACUGGGAUUUUUUUUUAAAUUUUAUAUACAUAAAAGUCAAAGACACUUCAAAGAAUUAAAGUUUUGGAAAACAUGUAAAACGUAAGAAUGAAACUUGUAACAUGUAAGAUGAAACUUGCUCUGCAUGGCAGCUUGAGAACUGCAAAAUGUUGGAAUUUACAUUGUAGUAUAUAAUAGUCAGUAGACUUACAAAUAUGAUUCCAAUUAGUUGGUAGGUUCCUUGCAUGCAUGCAUAAAUAGAACGAUAUUAAAAGGUAAAGCAUCGCAGUUUGAGCAGGUCUUUUGAAACAAUGGAGCUCAGCUAGAUUUUUUCAUGUAAGAUUUUUUUGCCUGAGUAUUUAUUUAUUUAUUUUGCAUUGGAAGAUUCUCUUGAAUGCCUGCCAGCAGGAUUUUGGAUUUUUUGCAGGGAGAGGAAUUCAGUUCUGGUGCAGAUACUGAUAAAUCUUUUACAAAUGCAUCCAUAAGACUGCCAUUUAUAAAGAAGGUUGCUCAUCUGCAUCCCACUGGCUUGUAUUGAUGUCUCCCUCUGUAUGGCCUCUGUAUAGCCUUUGAAUUGUGCUAGGUAAGAGAAUUACACCGACCAUCAAUGCUUUAUUAUAAAUAAAUAAAUAGAUUAGUCAUGGUGGGUCACAUGAAAAGAUCUUAUUCCUCACCUAAGAAUCGAUGGCGAUGAGUUUCUUUAGCUCAGUAAGUUGGCUUCCUAGUUGAAGCCCACAACUAGCUCCGGAAAUGCGAUAAUUGUUCUCUGCACCUGCUCAUUCCCAGCUGCAGCGGUGCCCUGGACUACUGAAAAUAGAGGAGGAGAAAUACAUUAUAACAAACAAGACACUGAUGAGCUCUGCUCAACUCAUUAUGUCUUUUCCUGUGUUUUGAUCUAUAUAUGUUUGUACAUAAAUAUAAAGUCAUCUACAACUGUGUUUUCAAUACAUUGUUGCUGAUCACUUGUGCUCACUUCUUGGCACCAAAGCUUGGAAAGCUCCUGUAUUCAUUAUCAACAUUGGCCACAAAAAUGCUGUAAGAGAAGACAGAUCUGAACAGCAAAAGACUCUGAGGUCCCAAGUGAAGAAAUGGGAUAUUUUUUGUCUUUUCGAUCAUAAUCUUGGUCUUUUCUCAGUACCUGAAGGAGAGGAAUGCUGAAUUAUUCUUAGAAUCCCAAUUAGCUUUGAUUUUGAACCUUAAAUUCCCAUGUGUUUGCCUUUUAACCAAAGAAUAUCAAAAUCAUGCCAAAUUUACUAAAUGCCUAAGAUAUUUUUUGGAACAAACCAUUGUACAACCACAUUGCAUUCUGUGGCUACUGCAGUAUAAAAUGCAAAAAAUGCAGCUCUAGCAGAGCUCAAAUAUUUUUAUAUUAUGCACCUGACUGUUUCUUUCUAAGGUACAUUACUAUUUUAAUCUUUUUACUACUUUUGAAAAGGAAUCGGGUUUUAUUUUUCUAGGACAACUGUUGGAGAAGUUCACUAACCUUAGCUGUAAGACUGACUUUGUAAAACUGAAGACCCCUGACCCUCCAGUUCAAUAAAAAUGUAAAUAUUUCCUCUGAGGAGACUGUAAACGGGGUGACUUGAGCUCUGCUGCAUCUCCCACACAAGGCAUGGGAGCACCAAAAUUCUUUUGUCCAGUGCUAUCAGGACCUAUAGAGGACUACCAGCCUUUUGUCCCCUUUCAUAUACUCAGAACCAUGUAAUGUGAGCUUGACUGUUAAAGAAAAUUGACUUUAGAGGAAGGUGUGAGGGACACAGGGAAUGAAUUCCUGCCUCCUUCCCCAGUCAUGAAAUUCUGUUUUUUUUCAACUUGAGCCUGCUAAUUAUAAUUAGACAGCUGUGUCGUAUCUGAUACACAGGAGAACCUGAAUUAGUGUCUCUUUCGGCAUGUGUCUGAGUUUUUUAAUUAUGAAGUGGACUGAGACAGACUAACUGCCCACAUUGGAACUAUAGAGGCCAGAUUUUCUGGUGGUACAACAAGAGUUUGGUAGAGCUGAACUCCAAUUCUUACCAGUCCAACCAACAACAGACUUUGUGUCAUUGCUCCCCCUAAAUCUGAACUGAAUGAAACUACCGGUCUUUGACUAUAUCCCACCUUAGUAGCGUAAUUAAAUCUCUUUAUCCCAUUUUCCCUAUUCAUCUAGGCUGCCAGUCCAAGUGUACAGCAACAGCUUCCCAAUCGGUAAUGAGCCACUUCGAAUAUUGGCAGAGCAGUGACUCUGGCAAGAGCUAUGGUUUCAGUUUUAGUUUAUUUUUUUACAGUGUCCGUUUGGGUCCCAGGGCUUUGUGUAUUUAAAAAUUACUCAAGCAUGCUGAACAGAGAGAAGACAUGGUUUGUGGACCUUUUCUGUUUAUUUGUUUUUUUCAGGACAAAUUUUGCUUUCUAAUGAAGAAAGCUCAUGACAUCUGAUGACUGGCAGACUCUUAAUGGCCUGAUCCUGCUAUUUUUUGCUCAUACAAUAACUCUACUUUCUUGAGUCAUUCAGUUUAGUUGUAAAAAGAGUGCAUUACAAACUUCCUGUAACUUUUAGGACUAAUUAGCAAAACAUCCUUCUGCAGGCAACAUGCUGUGCUAAAACAAACAUUAUGUACACACUGAGACGUCUCAGCUGGCAGCCAUAGCUUUUCAUCACUGAUGAUUAAAUGAUUUUUACAAUUUGGUUCCUGAAUAGGAGAAUUAAGGAAGCAGCUUCUUUUCCCCCCACAUACUUUUCCUCAGGUCCCCCCACUGCUAUGGCCUGUUGUCCUGCAGCUCUCUGGUGCUCCAUCUCCCCAGCUGUGAAUGCCGUUCUUGCUUGCAGUCCCUGAGGCUCCUAUCUGGAUCCCUACUGCCUUCCCUAAGGCAAUGGAUUGGCCAUUUACUUAUGUAUUUAUUUGUUUAUUUUUAUCAGUGAAGAUACUCUGUCCCUCUCUGCCAGCCAAGAACUAAUUUUCACAAAGGCUUUAGCUUUAGGCUUCCAAUCCUGUGUCAAAUGUGAUCAAACCUGACCAACCUGACCUGAGACUGAUUUACAGAGUGAUCACAUAUGCCACAUUUUCAUAGAGAACAGGUCUAAAAAUAGUACUGCAAUCUCUCUAGUUAGUUAAAUUUCUGUGUUAUAAAUCUCUAGUGUUCACUAAACAAGGGAGCAGAAUGACGAUCCCUCAAACAACUCAAUUUUGUCCUGCUGACUUAAUGCCCUGUGAAAGCUUGUUGAAUCCCACUUUGCACAGAAAGCCACUGGCCCAUGUUUAGAAGCAAAGGUUAUUUUCAGUGAUGUACAGGAAAGCUGUACGUCAAAAUGACCAAUAUUUGCUGGAGUUGGAAAAGAGAGGAUAAAUACGAUCUUGUAGGAAGACAAGACAUUUUUAAAGGAUAUAUAGAAAUUACAAGAGUUAAACAUAAUAUUGCUGAUUACAUAGGUGAGCUUUAAGAGUGGUCCAUGGGGCUUUCAAAUUCUCCCCCUGAAAAAAAAAAAAUCAUUUGCAAAAGGAAACAUCGUUUUACACUAUCUCGUCAAGCUUUGAAAACAGGCUUCACAGAUUCAGUGUUCUACCAUUCUGCCUUAACAUCUGGAACUCAGCUUCUUCUAAUUUUUUGAAUACCUGUACAGUCUAACCCUGCACAAAAAUGACUGCUUGCUUGUGUCAGCCCAUGUAGCAGCAUUACAGCUCAGCAGAAUAAUUCUGUCCAAAAGCAGUCCCAAAUGUGUAUCUGGCCACCCACACACCUGCUACGCAUUUUUUGCUGGGACUUGGCCUCUAUCAUUCCAGGUUUUCCUGAGGGCCAAUGUGCCAUUGUACAUUAAUGCAAUCCCAAGGAGUAUUUAAUCAGCCAUUAGUCUAGAUAACUACAGAUACAUAUAUUUUUCUUUUUAAAAUAGGACCAAAUCACUUUUAAAGGCUAUUAAAAACAGUACCAUAGGUUCCCUCAGAACAUUGACAUCGAUUUUUCUCUUAAAUCAAGUCUAGGGAUCAUUGGGGGAACACCAGGACAGGAAAAUAAAAAAAGACUGUUCCCUUUCAGCAAGGAGUGCAGGCAAGGUGCUGAAACAUUUAUAGCUGCAGGAUAAGUAGGAUGGCUACAGCCUGUGAGGAUUCCUCACAGAAUACAGGAAACACUGAGGCAAGAUGUAAAUCAGUAAAAAGAUACAGAGGGGAAGAAGGUAAUUAGAUGCCAAUAGAGAUGGAGAGCAGCUUUUCAUCAAACAAAAGAGAUAUUGCCAUUUGGAGAAAUCAAAGUGUAUUUGCUGAAGAUAACUGCUGACAUCAAAUUUGUUUGAACUGUAUGAGGUAUUUGAACUCCUUGCAUGUGCCAGUCCAAUCAAAAAGUGCUGGUGGAUACACACCAAAAGAGCACUCACAUUAAAUGUACUGUUUACUGCGUUUUCUAAAAUCUCUCCGUUCUUCACAUAAGAAAGCUUUGUGUGUUCAGAAAAUGCAGAAGCUUCACAGCAGUAGUUCACAUAAGACAGAAAACUAAAGAAGCCCUGAACAAGCAAUGAAUACACAUCUCAUGUCUGGAAAUUCAGGUAGUUAAUAGAAGAAGCUAACAAUAUCAAAGAAAAACAUAUAAGGUGAGUAAAAAUUUCAACCAUAUUAGAAAUAAAUGAAACAUUUGUAGUAGCGGAGGUCGUUCUCUAGUUCAAGAAGGUAAUAUUGACAGUGACUGGAAAUAAGGAAUCCUUAUUCUACAUGACUGUUCCAUGUGUGGUGGGAUAAAAUCCCACUGAAUUCAGCAGGACAAGACUUUCACUGACUAUAUUUAUCCUUUCUGCAAAACAUUGUAUUCCCAACAAUAUCAGAAACAAACACACUAAAUUAAAGUAGAAAUUUUUAUAAGGGUUCUUCUUUCAGCAUUACCUCGUGUCUUCACACCAUCUUUCUAUUGUUUCAAACUGUAUGUAUGAUGGAAAGUAUCUGAUAUGUUUUAUUAAAGUCUAUUUGAAUUGAAGCGUUGCUAUGACAAUAAUAGAGAACACAGAGCAUUCAAAGCCUGCUGCUCAUUGUAUGUUACAGCUGACUAUAAUGUUUGUAUUUACCAAAGCUACUAAUACACUGAUGGUAUAAAUCUACUAUAUUUUGAAUCGGGGGAAAAAAACCCAUAAAUAUGAAGAAACAAAUAACUUUAUAAUUAAAGUUGUCAUUUUCAGCAUUUAAAA